CUUCCUGGAGACGCAGCGCAGGCGCGGAGGCGCAGGCCAUGGGGGGCCAGGAGGUGCUGGGCCAGGCGGCCCGCCUGGCUUCCUCGGGUCUGCUCCUGCAGGUAUUAUUUCGAUUGAUUACCUUUGUCUUGAAUGCAUUUAUACUUCGCUUCCUGUCGAAGGAAAUCGUUGGCAUAGUGAAUGUGAGGCUAACGCUGCUUUACUCAACCAGUGUUUUCCUGGCCCGAGAGGCCUUCCGCAGAGCAUGCUUGAGUGGGGGUGCCCAGCGAGACUGGAGGAAAACCCUCAACCUCCUAUGGCUGACAGUCCCCUUGGGUGUGUUUUGGUCCUUGUUCCUGGGCUGGAUCUGGCUACAGUGGCUCGAAGUACCUGAUCCAAAUACUGUUCCCCACUAUGGAACCGGAGUGGUGGUCUUUGGUCUCUCAGCCGUGGUGGAACUUCUGGGAGAGCCCUUCUGGGUCUUGGCGCAAGCACACAUGUUUGUCAAACUGAAGGUGAUUGCUGAUAGCCUGUCUGUCAUCCUCAAGAGUGUCCUGACUGCUCUUCUUGUGCUCUGGCUGCCUCACUGGGGACUGUACAUCUUCUCUCUGGCCCAGCUUUUCUACACCUCUGUUCUGGUGCUGUGCUAUGUCCUCUAUUUCACAAACUUACUGGGUUCCCCAGAAUCAAGCAGACAUUUUCUUCCAGUCUCCAGAAUGACCGACCUGUUACCCAGCAUUACGAGAAGUAGGAGCUUUUAUAACUGGAAAGAGGCUAAAUUGACAUGGAGUUUUUUCAAACAGUCUUUCUUGAAACAGAUUUUGACAGAAGGUGAGCGAUACGUGAUGACAUUUUUGAAUGUGUUAAAUUUUGGUGAUCAAGGUGUCUAUGACAUAGUGAAUAAUCUUGGCUCUCUGGUGGCCAGAAUAGUUUUCCAGCCAAUAGAAGAGAGUUUUUAUAUAUUCUUUGCCAAGGUGCUGGAGAGAGAAAAGGAGGCCACAAUGCAGAAGCAGGAGGACAUCGCUGUGGCCGCUGUGGUUUUGGAAUCCCUGCUCAAGCUGGCCCUCCUGACUGGCCUGUCCAUCACCGUGUUUGGCUUUUCAUAUUCGCAGCUGGCUCUGGAUAUCUACGGAGGCCCCAUGCUUAGCUCAGGAUCAGGUCCUGCUUUGCUGCGCACCUACUCUUUCUAUGUCCUGCUCCUUGCCAUCAACGGAGUGACCGAGUGCUUCACAUUUGCUGCCAUGAGCAAGGAGGAGGUUGACAGGUACAAUUUCAGCAUGCUGGCCCUGUCAUGUGCCUUCCUGGCGGUGGCCUACGUCCUGACCCGUUGGUGCGGCAGCGUGGGCUUCAUCUUGGCCAACUGCUUCAACAUGGCCAUUCGGAUCUCACAGAGUCUGCGAUUCAUCCAUCACUACUACCACAAGAGCCCCCACAGGCCCCUGGCCAGCCUGAGGCUCUCGCCAGCCCUGCUGGGCGCCUUCCUCCUCAGCGGCGGCAUCACCCGAGUGUCAGAGAUGUAUCUCUGCUGCAACUACGGCUGGCUGGCCCGGCUGGCACAUGUCGCCGUGGGGACUUUGUGUUUGGCCGCCACUCUGGGGAUCGUCUUCCUCACAGAGUCAAAGCUGAUUCACUUUCUCCGGACUCAGUUAGGGGCGUCCAGACUCACCGGCAAAUGGACAUGAGCACCUUGACACCAGACCAGCUGCAGGGAAAGGGUUCGAGGGAAGAACAUGCUUACUGUGGAGAGAGCAACCAGGGCUCCUCAACAUCAAGAGACCAGCCCAGGGAGCAAACACUCUUGGCCACGGGCAGUCUUGGGCGCAGAGGAGGUCUCGCGUGUC
Molecule: messenger RNA, 1820 nt
Organism: Suncus etruscus (white-toothed pygmy shrew)
Lineage: Eukaryota; Metazoa; Chordata; Mammalia; Eulipotyphla; Soricidae
Gene: RFT1
Product: RFT1 homolog
Exons: 14
Coding region: 39-1661 (540 amino acids)
Biological process (GO): glycolipid translocation; dolichol-linked oligosaccharide biosynthetic process
Cellular component (GO): endoplasmic reticulum membrane
Source: RefSeq, a predicted model, not a curated record